This is a messenger RNA of Dichotomopilus funicola, 1299 nucleotides long. RefSeq names its product monooxygenase. Gene Ontology annotation, molecular function: FAD binding; monooxygenase activity. NCBI's taxonomy places the organism in Eukaryota, Fungi, Ascomycota, Sordariomycetes, Sordariales, Chaetomiaceae. The coding region runs from base 1 to 1299 and encodes 432 amino acids. The transcript has 7 exons. The record is from RefSeq and is a predicted model, not a curated record.
AUGCCCUCCGCCACGCCAGCAGCCCUGCGCAUCGCCGUAAUUGGCACCGGCCCCGGCGGGCUGUCCUCAGCCAUCGCCUUGUCCGAACUGCCCAAUGUGAGCGUGCGCGUGUAUGAGAGCGCCCCUGCACUCAAGACCCACGGCGCGGGCAUCAGCGUCAACCACAACGGCUUCAAGGUGCUAGAACUACUGGGAGCUCGUGAAGGAGUCACGGGUGCCUCGACGAAUCCCACUGUGCAGAGAAAUGCUUAUACGGGCGAGAUUGUUGAUCCUGGGGUUCCGCACGACCCAGAGGAUAAGUACGAGGCUCGCAGGGUCCGGCGGCUUGUUCUGCAGGAAUCACUGAUUGCUCGGGUCCCUAAGGGGCUAAUAGAGUUCAACAAGAAGCUGGUUUCGCUGGAGGACCUGGAAGAUGACGGCGUGCGCGCGAUAUUUGCGGAUGGCACUGACACAACUGUGGACCUUGUUGUGGGCGCCGACGGAAUUCGAUCUGUCGUGAGGAAACACAUGGUUCCAGAUUACCCUCUGGCAUUCACACACCAGGUUGGUUGGCGCACUUUGGUGCCCGUGGAAUUACUUCAGCAUAUCCCAGACCUCCCCCUGACGACGACGAGUUGGUGGCGGGGAGCGGCCAAGUCGGUGUGGCUGUCACCGGUGGAUGAGCUGUCCAAUUUGAAACUGAUGGAGUUCUCCGUCCGUACCUACAACGAGCCGUAUAUCGAGGGGAAGACUGUCAGCUGGGGAAUGCCAGUCAGUGGCGAGAAGGUCCUCUCGAGAUUCAAGGACCUGGACCCAAGGCUCGUUGAGGCCAUUAAGCAGGUCCCCGAAGGUGGUUGGAUGGAGUUCGCAUCGUAUGCUGGACCAUCUCUCGACACCUCGGUAGCGUGGGGAAAGCUCGUGUUAGUCGGCGACUCUAGCCAUCCUUCCGCCGGCGGCUUUGGCUCUGGCUCUGCGUUUGCCAUGGAAGAUAGCUGGAUUCUCGCACGCGCCAUUGAGCACGCUCGUAAGUCCACAGACACCGUCGCCGACACGGUCGUGGAGGCGCUACGCAUCUUUGACACAAUAAGAGUUCCAUUCUACAAGAGCAUGAACGCCUUCCGGGAAUCCCAAAAGGAGAACAUCAAGAAGAUGGCGCAGGCAGUGUGGGACGACUUCGACGCCGAGCUGCGCAGAAGGUUUGCCUCUGAUGGUCUGGGCGUUAAACGGGGGCAAGGCUUCUUGUCCUUUGUUUACUCGGGUGACAUUGGAAAGACGUGGAAAGAGUUUGUUGAGAGUGAAAAGGCACGCAACCGGGGUUGA